AUGGAGAUACCUUUGAAAUCACGUCCCAAGGUUUCUACAGUCAACUUAUUGGACGAGUCUAAUUUUCAGAUUCCAAAUGAUUAUCAAAACCAAGUUUCCUCGCGCAUAACAAGGGGAGACUCGACUUUUCGAUUUGAGUCGGAGAAGGAGAAGGAGAAGGAGAAAGAAGGUACAAAUGCUCAUCAGGGUCAGCUGAAACUACGGCGCAAUAUCCCAAUUUUGCAAAAAGAUGCUAGUAAUCAAACCGAUAUCUCGGUUGCCUCGGUUGCUUAUAAUGACAUUAGACGCCCUAGAAGAUAUUCGGAAACAGAGAAGAAUAACUUUGAUCUGGAAACUGGUCAUAGAAUACACGAAGAUGGAAAAAUUCGGCCUCAAACAAUUAGACACGAGAGGAGUGGUCCAAGACAUUCGGCAACUCAAUUCUUUAACAAUACUCCACAUAUGGAAGAUUCCGUCCUGGGAAAACUAUACUCGCGAUCGCACAAUAGCAAUAUCGAUGUAGGACUAACCUACUCCCAAGGUUUGGAAGAUGAAUAUAUUCCAGGACUAGACUUUGGUGAUAUAGUUUACAGGUGGAAUAAUAAUGCGAGCACUCAAGAUUUGAACUUGUCGAGGAUCCCCACUUCAAGCAAUCACAGCACCAGCUCAAACACACCACAUAGCAACAAUGUUUCCUAUCUAGAUUUAAACCUUUUGCAUGCCCAAGUAGCCCCACAACCAAUACGGCCGAGUUCUCAACACCCCUCUAAGUUCUCAUAUACAAAGCUACACGAUUAUAUAAAAACUAGGCGUUCAGAGCAGAACGAGGAAGGUGUCCAGAAUCGAUGCGAAGAAGAUCUAACGCCACAAGGAAGCUUGUCUAAAGCCGAUAUUGAAAUGACACCACCGUCGCCAUCGGAUAUCAGUAAACGCAAAACAUUACAAGCAGGCUUAAUGUCUUCCUCCAUAAAAUCUAAGAAACUAAGGCCAUCUGUUGUUGACUCUAAAAUAAGCGAGGUUGAUUAUGAGAUGAUAUUAAACAGUUUACCAGCAAACUUUAGUGAAUUACCUUAUUCACAAAGAAAGAAAUGGGUGCACGCAUUUUCUGAGAGCAUUGACUAUUCACAAUUUUCAUUAUUUGCAAAAAACUAUUGGGGCAACUCGUUUGGUUCGAGCAAGACCCCAAAAAACGGAAGUAUAACUGAUUCGCACGAGGGAAGCCUUACUCGAAGACUGCGUGCAAGUAGUUCUAAUACUUUGGCAGGUCGUCUUCUUGCAAGGACAUCGACAACAGAUGUGAGAAAAGCUCCGGAAAUAAAACCAAAACAUAACGUGGAUGAAAAGGGCGCCAUUGUUUUAGGUUACGAAUUGGGAAAAAUAAUAGGGUUUGGAGCCUGGGGUACAAUUCGAGAAUGUACUGGUCCUAAUGGAUGUAUCAAAGCUAUGAAAAUCGUAAAGUCCUGUCGAGAUACGGACACGAGACCAGGCUGCAAAAGUAGUCCACGGGAGACUGGUGCGGAAAAUCGUCAUUUUCCAAAAAUUCUCGAAGUGUUCAAGAAAGAAAUACAGAUAUGGAAACAAUUGAAUCACCCAAACAUACUUCCGCUUAUCGAUUAUUUGGAAACAGAAGAUACCAUCUUUUGUGUAAUGAACAGGAUUAAUGGAGGCACUGUUUUUGAGCUUGUUUCGGAAUGGGGUCAGUACAAUACUGGAGUUUAUGAAAGCACUGGCAAAAUUGAGUUUCUGAUUGGAAAACAGCGAAGGAGACUAGAGCAAGUUAUUUAUUGUGCUAUGCAAAUUGUAGACGCUCUUCUCUAUAUGCAUGAGGAGAAAGGAAUCGUACAUGGAGACUUAAAGCUAGAAAAUUCUUCAAUGAAAUAUAAUGACAACCACUUGAUAACAGAAAGUGAAGAAAUAUUGAGAAGCAAGUCGACCAAUACCGAGAUUCGAAAACCUUAUACUGGAGGAGAGACAACUAGCAGUAAACAAUUGGACUUUUGCAUUAGAGACGACUCUCGAAUUGGCAUUUCAAGCUUAUUCAAAAAUCACGGACCAUCUGUCCAGUCUGUCCACUUGAGUCCAUUGGCAUCUGUGCCACAGUCGCCAUCAUCUGCAUCGUUUUUUGAAUUUAGUAAAAAUUAUCUACGCAAAGAAAAACGUGUCAGCGGCAUUGAUUCGGAGUUACCACAUUCGCACAUCGGAUCGUUACCUUAUGCGUCACCGGAAUUGCUCCAACCUUGCCCACCACCAUUGGGUCCUCUGGCAGAUGUUUGGGCUUUGGGGAUCAUGCUUUAUGCCAUGUGUGUUGGAAGGUUACCAUUUCAACAUCAUUACGAACCCCGAUUAAGAGCAAUGAUCACUGCUGGUCAAUACAAUAAAGAUGAUCUAAAAAAGGCUUGUUUGAUGGAAUGGAUCUUGAAAGAUUCAAAGCUCAAAUCUGCUCUGGAAAGCAACGAUGAUAUUCCGGCAUCAUUGAUUCUUCUGUCUCCUUCAAUGGUGGACUUGUCUAGACAAAAGCAGUUGAACGAAUUGCAAAUAGAGUGGAGAAAUUACACAGAUAGAACAAGAUAUAAAGUGUUGUAUGAUAUUGUGGUUGGUUGCCUUGAAACAAACAUUACCAAGCGAUGGGACAUGCGGAUGAUUUAUGAAGCUCUUAAUAACACUCAUUAG
Molecule: messenger RNA, 2649 nt
Organism: Lodderomyces oxycetoniae
Lineage: Eukaryota; Fungi; Ascomycota; Pichiomycetes; Serinales; Debaryomycetaceae
Product: protein kinase
Exons: 2
Coding region: 1-2649 (882 amino acids)
Biological process (GO): protein phosphorylation; intracellular signal transduction
Cellular component (GO): cytoplasm
Molecular function (GO): protein serine/threonine kinase activity; ATP binding
Source: RefSeq, a predicted model, not a curated record